Messenger RNA from Periconia digitata, 939 nucleotides. The record is from the annotation of a GenBank genome assembly. NCBI's taxonomy places the organism in Eukaryota, Fungi, Ascomycota, Dothideomycetes, Pleosporales, Periconiaceae.
UUGUUUAUACAUGGUACGUUGGUCACUUAUUCUACAUGUCUGCAGACGUCACUUCCCAACUUUUCAUGGCCCGGCCAGAUGCAGAUACACUUGAACAGUGCAUGAUAUUGACGGCACGCGACUUCAUAAUUCUUUCGCUGACUGUUCAUUUCAUAUCAGACUGGUGCUGGCACGACAAUGUCAAGAUUGGGAAUGGCCGAUUUGGGCGUCUGCACAAUGAACGACAUGCGUGACAAUGCCGCUAUGAUCGCCGCCAUCUCACCCUCCACGCCACUUAUCGCUGAUGCAGAUACCGGCUACGGAGGAUCUCUCAUGGUAAACCGCACGGUGACUUCUUAUAUUCGCGCGGGGGUCGCAGGACUUCAUCUGGAAGACCAAGUCCUCACCAAGCGAUGUGGACACCUCAAGGGGAAGCAAGUCGUCGACCCAGGCGAGUAUACAAGCCGGAUCCGUGCGGCGGUGCUGGCGCGUGAGCAAUCUGGGGGGGAUAUUGUCAUCAUAGCGCGGACAGAUGCGCUCCAGGGUCUAGGAUACGACGAGGCGAUAUCGCGAUUGAAAAUGGCAGUGAAGGCCGGUGCAGAUGCUGCAUUCCUCGAAGGAGUUGGGUCGAGGGAAGAAGCGGAAAAUUUUGUGAGAGAUCUUAAGCCUACGCCAUGCCUUUUCAACAAUGUUCCAGGUGGGGUUUCACCAGACUUUACGGCACGCGAAGUGAAGGAGAUUGGAUACAAGGUUGCAAUAUAUCCGGCACUGGCGAUGGAAGUUGUGUACCCUGCUGUCAGGAUUGCUGUCAGGCAAUUGUUUGACGAUGGAAGUGUAGCCAGUGUCGAGAAGGAUGGAAAACGUUGGAGCCCAAGGGAGUUAUUUGAAGUAUGUGGAUUAACGGAGAGUAUGGAGUUUGACCGAAAGGCUGGGGGCCAGGCGUACCUCGAAGAUGCGUAA